ACUAAGCAAAAUGACACCAUCUUGCUACCUCUUCCUCCUGGCUUCUUCCAUGGCCCUCCUCCUAUUGCCACCAGUAUUGCCCACCAUCAUCCAGCUCCGGUCCGGCGACGACGACAUCAUCACCGAGACAUGCCAAAGGUGCAGGGACGCCAACCCCAACGUCAACUACACCCUCUGCGUCGCCUCCCUCUCCGCCGACCCCUCGAGCCACACAACCAACCUCCACGGGCUGGCCGGCAUCUCGGCCAAGCUCGUGCGGGCAGGCGUGGCGAGCAUGGGUUCUAGCAUCUUGGAACUCCGGGGCAAGGAGGCGGCGGGGUCACCUAGGAGGUCCUGCCUCGACGCGUGCACGGGGGUGUUCAGUGACGCCAUGGUCGACCUCGACGACGCCAUUGCCGCGAUCGAGGAUGGGCGGUACGCCGAUGCCAAGACCAAGAUGAGUGCCACCGCCGACACGCCGGUGACCUGCAAUGAUGAGUUCAAGGAGCAGGGCUUAAAGCCGCCCUUGGAAAGGGAGAGCAGGCGCUUGUUCCAGCAGGCCGUCAUCUCCCUUGCCAUCAUCUCACUACUCUGAACAGAUACUUAUUUAGUUAAUGGGGGUUAUUUGUGUCACAAGUUUGCUUAAAUGGGGUAAAUUUACAGAAAUUCUACUAAACGGAACAGGUUUCUGGAGCCUUCCGGAGCGAAUUGGCCGUCGGCCCUUCACGAAAGCUGGUGGUGCUGACGUCACGGAGGCCGCAAAUGACGCUGCGCUCGUGCGGCGCACCAGCGGCUUCCGUGUUGACACCUUGAGUGCUUUCUUUUGCUCGAAUUUUCUCCCCUCCUUAACAAGUACUUCCUCCGUUCAUAAAUACUCAUCGUGGUCUGCACUAAAACCACGAAAAGUAUUUAGGGAUGGAGGAAGUACCAUCAAAAAUACUUCGUGCGUAAGGAAUGGAGACUCAGCCAACAAAUCUCCCAAUAUCCCUCAAGAUCUCGGUAGCUAGGAAGGAAUUAACUCGAGAGAUCUCGGUUGCCAAAACGAGCACAAUUCAGUCCAUUCGCCCCUGUAUAUAUAGAACCAACAACACGGCCUGUAUAGGUACAGUACAUUGCAGAAUCUCACAACAACACACAAAUACACAUAACAUGGCGAGUGGCAAGAGAUCAUCAUCAGCUGCAGCAGCAGCAGCGCUGUGCCUUCUUCUUCUCCUGGCGAUCUCUUCUUCUUGUGUGGAGGCGAGCCGGUCGAUGAGGGACGAGAAGGAGGAGAUGCUGCAGCACUGCAGGAGGUACAUCAGGGCUGCUCUGCCUGACCCCUUCUUGCAGCCGCAGGACGUUUGCUGCCAUGUGGUCAGAGGCAAGAACGUGCAGGCCAUCUGCGACGCCUUCACGCCGGCGGACCUCGCCGGGAUCAGCCUCCCCAGGUGGGCCGCCGUCACUCAUGUCUGUGGCAAUGCACUGCCCGUAGGCGCCAACUGUGCAGGUUUCAUUGUUCAUUAUGGGGCUGCUGCUGCUGCUGGGGAUAAAGCCUGAUCAAGCAAUGAAGGAGCACUACUCAAAGCAUAUGCAGUAAAAUUACAGUAGUGUGUUUGUGAUAUGAAUGUUCCUAUCACAUUACAAUUUACAACAUAGGUCUGUGCGAGUGCGUGAUGUAAUAUAUAUGUAACCUUGAUUACUUUUAUCAAUCCAAGAAUAAUACAAGGGAUCGAGAUCGAUCAAA
Brachypodium distachyon (stiff brome) is the source of this 1702-nucleotide messenger RNA. RefSeq names its product putative invertase inhibitor. The record is from RefSeq and is a predicted model, not a curated record. Lineage: Eukaryota; Viridiplantae; Streptophyta; Magnoliopsida; Poales; Poaceae. Bases 11 to 574 code for a protein of 187 amino acids. The transcript is spliced from 2 exons. Gene Ontology annotation, molecular function: enzyme inhibitor activity.